Oncorhynchus masou masou (cherry salmon) is the source of this 615-nucleotide messenger RNA. Its product is annotated as methyltransferase-like protein 22. Lineage: Eukaryota; Metazoa; Chordata; Actinopteri; Salmoniformes; Salmonidae. The transcript has 6 exons. Gene Ontology annotation, biological process: protein methylation. Gene Ontology annotation, cellular component: nucleus. The annotation marks the transcript as partial. Gene Ontology annotation, molecular function: protein methyltransferase activity. The record is from RefSeq and is a predicted model, not a curated record.
GGCGCCUUCCUAUUGGCUGAUUUAAUCCUGUCUCAGCCAACUACAUUCAGAGGAGCCACCGUCUUGGAGUUGGGGGCAGGGACUGGGCUGACCAGCGUAGUCAUGGCAACGGUGGCCAAAACAGUGUACUGCACAGACGUUGGGGAGGACCUACUGAGCAUGUGCCAGAAGAACGUGACGUUGAACAGACACCUGAUGGAACCUGCAGGUGGGAAGGUGCGAGUACGUCUACUGGACUGGCUCAGACACGAUCUCUGCACAGACGCCGAUGCAGAGUUUGGAUGGACAGAGGAUGAAGUGGCCGAUCUCCAUGACAACACAACAAUUAUCAUCGCGGCUGACGUGUGCUACGAUGACGACCUGACAGAUGCGCUGUUCCGAACUCUGUACAGAAUCUGUAACAACCUCCGUCUCCCCUGUACUACAUACCUGUCUAUAGAGAAGAGGCUGAACUUCACUCUGAGACACAUGGACAUAUCCUGCGAGGCCUACGACCAUUUCCGCCACUGUCUGUGUGAGAUGCAGGAGCUGAGGGACGGACGGACAUGCUUCACUGUGGAGCAGGUCACCCCCUCCUUCCCACAGUGCCUGCUGUAUGAGCGCAUAGAGCAACUG